CCUCCCAAUUUUCAACAUGAAUCCUUCCGGCUCCGGCUUCGUUCCCGACAAUCUCCCCCCGAGUGACGCCGCGAUGUGGUUCUACCAAGAGUGGGGCGAUCGACCGCCGAUAUACGAGACGCAACAAUCGGGGUACGUCGACCGAGAUUCGGUUCCGGAGACUCAACCGGAACCGUCCGGAUCGAAAAAAAGUACACGCCGGAGGAGCCACAAAGCCAAAAGCACGUUGACCGAUGCGGCACGGUCAAUCCAAAAGUGGACGCCGGAGGAGGAGUGCAUAUUGGCGUCGGCUUGGGUUGACGUCUCCGAGCAUCCUAUCAUUGGUACGGAGCAAACGAAGGAUGCGAUGUGGGAUCGUAUCGAGGAGAAGUUCUUCACGGCGAUGAAAAAGGACGGCUCCUACCGAACCCGUGACCAACUCACUUCCAAAUGGAGCCACAUCAACAAAAAAUGGCAACAACUCAACAAUCCCGACGGCGUAUCAUUCCGGAAAAGAUCCACCGUCGACGCCGAGGUUGAGGUCGACGAGACCAUCGGUUCUACCGAUCAAAUCCCUUCCUUCAACGUUGCGGCUUCCAAUGACGAGGACCCCAUUCCACGGCCGAUCGGAAGAAAGAAGGCAAAAUCCAUUGCCUCUGGUUCGGGAGGGUCCGCCUCUAUUUCCGCUUCUCCCCGCGACGAAAUCGGCCGGGCAAUGGUUGAACAACUUCGGGCGUUCAAUCUCCAAGAACACGAGAGGUUGAAGCUUAAAGAGAAGGAGUUGAAGCUAAAGGAGCAGGAGGCCGAGAUGAAAGUCAUGCAAACCGACCCCGGGACGUUGUCGGAGUUUGGACGAAUUAUCUACGAGCAAAGAAUGAGAGAGAUCAAGGAGAAAUAUAAUUUACCUUAGUUUUUUUUAUUAAUUUAAUUUUAGAAGAUGUAUAUUUAAAAAUGUAAAAAAUGAAGGUUUGAAGCCCCGGGGCUUCAAACCCAUUUCCAGUGAAUUUUGGGUGUAAGUUAAAGCUGACGUGACAGAGAGAGAAAGUUUGAAGCCCCGGUUUGAAGCCCCGGGGCUUCAAACGUAUUACCAGUGCUCUUAGAGUAAGUGGUGGACGUGUCCCUUUCUCUCGCGUAGAGAAUCCCAAUCCAUUUCUCUUAUUCCCAAAAUAUAACUUACAGUGUGUGUGUAUAUAAUGUUAAUUAUUCUACCAUAUAAUACUAAAAGACUAUGGAUACUAAUAUAGAACACUAUCAUAU
Molecule: messenger RNA, 1236 nt
Organism: Cuscuta campestris
Lineage: Eukaryota; Viridiplantae; Streptophyta; Magnoliopsida; Solanales; Convolvulaceae
Source: the annotation of a GenBank genome assembly